Messenger RNA from Symbiodinium sp. CCMP2592, 2748 nucleotides. NCBI's taxonomy places the organism in Eukaryota, Dinophyceae, Suessiales, Symbiodiniaceae. The record is from the annotation of a GenBank genome assembly.
AUGCACGGUGAGUGGAACCUCCAUGCUGAAGCCGCCUUGGCGGCGGCACUUUUGAAACCCAAACGCCUAGCCCUCACCGCUUCGUCGUCUUCAGCACCGGCACCCUUGGCGAUCGAGAAUUGCAACAUUCCGGUUUCAAAAAAAGAGUCGUCCCCCAAGAAUACCAAGAAGGCUGAAGCAUCAUCGUCCUCGUCAUCUUCUACAUCGGAGGAGGCCGAAGACGAGCAAGAGGAGACCGAGGAUGAGCAGGAGGAGACUGAUGAUGUGCAACAGGAACCCGUCAUGCCCGAAUACUACCAGUGGACUGAUGAUUGGCACGAUGUUUACGCUCAGCUGUUGCACAUCUACGAAAGUUCCGAGCUUAAUACCAAGCGGCGUAGGAUCAUGGACACGCUUUUGGCUGACCUUCGCAAAGCGAAGGGGCACUUUGAUGCAGAAAACCAAAUGACGACUGCCUACAAGAAAGCAUUGGACGAAGUCAAGAACCAUGUAAUGACUGAACUGAAGACCCCCAUCGUGAUCACCAAUGAGACUGUUUCCGGAUCCGUGAACGACUUGCCACUCAAGGAGCACUUCCAUCAGUACAAGGCCAAGACGUUGGUGGAUAUCAUCGAGAAUGUCGCUCUGCAGGAUGUGCCAUGGGAGUCGAUUGCGGCGUGUCUUGCCAAUGAACGAUAUACUGAACUCCCACCUCCGUUUCGCACCGACCGUGUUUCAGACACUGAGUUCGUACUCCAGAUUGGGGUUAUCAAGAAUUCCACCGGCUCCUUCGGCACUGUGAUCAAGCACUUCAUCUUUGCAGACAAGACUACUUCGUUACGCCACAUAGAGGAAAUUGUACAUGGCACUGGGUACCUCAUCGACUACUCACCCAACUUUCGAAGUGGACCUUGUGCAUUCCAAAUUCUUCUGCACAGAAUGUCUCACUGGAUGGUGUCGUUUCGUCGGCUAGAGCAAAAGCAGCCCAAGCCGGCCAAAGAGGAUUGUGGUGAUCUCCAAGUCGGAUUUGACUACAUUCGAGAGUUCGGCCCGAAAUCCAACAUGGGAAAUGGCCAGACUGAGUGGGCUGAAAUUGAGACCCGCAGACUUGGAGGACCGCUGCAUGGUUGGAGUGCGGGCUUAGUCAAGGAAUGCCUGCGAAACCAUUCAGCUUCGAAUGUUUACGCUCGUCCAGUCACCAACUUCUUCUUGACACUCCACGACGUCGCAGGUUGGUUUUUCGAUGACGUGUUGGUUGAGAUCCUGGGUGACCUCAAAAGCCACACUUUGGUGAUGAUGGGGAUGGCCGAAACAGGGAAAACACCGGUGGCUCAAGCCAUCGCAAUGGCGAUCUCAGAAUACCAUAUACUGGUUGGUGGGAAAGAGCAGGAACUGCGGCCGUCCUUUCGCCUCGUUGCUUCCCUGGACCAGCUGCGAGGUGAAGCCGGCAUCAAGGAACGUCCGGAUAUCCUUGAUGACCCGGAUACCAGCGUCAUGUCCGUGACGAAGCUGAAAGCUUUCCUUGACAGCACUCUUACCGAGACACACACCGUGGAACGAUGGACCACUUCAAAAUUCGUACGCAAUCAGCUCCGAGUGAUUUGCGACAAUCGAGUGGAUGAUGAUGCCGAGCCAGACUUACCGGAGUCCGAAGGCUUCAUUAAGUUCGAGACCUUUAUGGACAUCAUCUCACCAGCCUUCCCCGACAAGUGUUCAAAGCAGGACCGUAUGGCCUGCCUCAAACGGGCGCAUUGGAUCGUAAACAUGAAGAAGGCUCUCUAUCUUCGACCUGCCGGUACCAAGACAGUUCCUGUCAAGCGCAUCCCCUACUUGCACGGCCAGACUGACUUCUUGAACCAAGAGGGCAAGGAUAUCUUACAGGCCAUGCGCGAUGGCAUUGAGACACCCCCAAAGAAUUGGGUCCAAAAGAGACAAUGGACUCACGAUGUCCUGAGCAUGAUCAUCGAGAAGAAAGAGCGACCACGUCGCACUGCCACGAUUUUGAUUCCCGGGUCAGGCGGUAACGGUCCCACUUCUCGUGACUCAAAGCCACAAGUUCCAUUCUCAGGCCGCAUUUGUCCAGACUUCUUGCCGACCGGGGACACCGCCGCUUCUAUGGAGGACAGGUGCGAGGCUUCCUCUUCUUUGCCAACCGCCGCUAACGUUGCCUUAAAGACGGAGGUUGAAGAGAAAGCUUUCUUCCCGCUCAUGGUGGCGUCCCACGCAGAUGACGUCAUUGACUUGGCCACGCCAACACCUCCUCGCUGUAAGCGUCCUCGGCUAGAUGAUGCCUUUCCCGACGUGGGCGAGGACGUCGACGAGCACUGCUUUGAGAGCGAUGUAGCCUUCCAAAAAUAUCUCAUUCACCGUCGUGUUCUCGACGCGGGCUAUGGCAACAUCGCCAAAAAGACGAUUGCGAAAUGGCGUGACGUCUUCCAGAGGGCUAUCGGUGCUGCUCUGGACAAAAUGGACUGCAGGGUCGUCGGUGGCAAGAAGGAGACGGUCGUCAUGGACGAAGCCAUCGCUGCCAGCUCGAACACUUCAUGGGUCAGAGAAGGCUUCACGCACCGGGCCACAGCUCCUGAAGAAGCCGGCUUCAACACACAUGAAGCGGCCAUGUGGUGUGAUGAAAACGAUCCUGAAGAAGCCUGCUGCCGUUCGACCACCAGCCAAACGACUCAAGAAGACUGCCGCAAACCUCAAGACAAACGGUGCCUGGCUAUGGCUUGCUGUCGCUGUGGGCAAGAACAAGGAGAUCUACACCCAUGA